Sus scrofa (pig) is the source of this 3681-nucleotide messenger RNA. Lineage: Eukaryota; Metazoa; Chordata; Mammalia; Artiodactyla; Suidae. The record is from RefSeq and is a predicted model, not a curated record.
GAAGGGACAAAGAGGCUGUAUCCAUUCUUUCACUAACGCUGUCCAUCUCCGAUCGGGAAGGUGUAACUCUCUGGCUGCCGGACCCGGUUGUUUGAGCGGGCCUCCGGCACUCAAUGACUUCCAAGUCAUUAUUGCUAUUAAACCCUUGUUGAAUGAUACUGCUAAGUUUAUGUUAUCUGGCGGUUCAGUGAUUGCUUCUUGCAAAAACUGGAUACUGCACCUGAGUUCUCGAUCCCAACUUUUGAUUACCCUUCCAAGCUACCAUGUUACACUCUCGCCUUUACUAAACACCCUUCAUAUCUCAUCAGAUCCUAGUGACUUCACAUUCUAAUUUAUUUUGAUUUCUUUGUCUUCCUCAAGACACUAAAUGUGGUAUUACACAAAGAACUUAAAAUACCUUUUAGUCACCUGAGGAGUAUUUAUAACAUGAAUAUUAGCACACAACAUUCAUAACCUACUGAAUCAAUUUCUACGGUAAUACCUCAGAAUCUAUAUUUUGACCAAAACUCCCCCAGACAAUUCUGAUGUGUAAUCUGGUUUAGAAAUCACUAGAAAAAAUCUCAGUCCUGAAUAGUGUUUCAGAUACCAGGUUCUUCUCCCUGCAGCCUAUUUCUACAACCAAAUACGUAAUUUCAAAAAUAAGUCAUGCUGCUGCUCCCUGUUUUAGUUUUCAAUGAAUGCCUAUCCAUAAAGAGUAAUGUUCAAGAUCCUUCACAUGGCAUUCGAUAUAUUAUAUAAUCCAGGUUCUUCUAACCUCUUACUUUUGACACUAUAUUCAUGUCUUAAACAUAAAACUUCUCUACCUAAUUUAAAAAUUUUCCCAUAAAUUUGCUCACGUUCAGAAUGUCUUUCUUCUCUUCUACAUCUGUCCAUCCCUGUAUAUAUUUUGAAGCAAAACAAUCACAUUUUUCCAGUGUAGCAAUUUCUGCAAAUACUUUUUAUAUUUUUGGUAAGAGUAAAUCAAAUAAAAUGCAUACAGGCUAUGCUACACUUUAUAUUACCCUCACAAAAUUUUCUUUUUAAAAUUGUAUAUCAAUGUUAUUUUUCCUUUUAUUGCAUUGUAUUUCAGAGGUCAUUUAUUAAGCACAUGGAAACAAAAAAUGCAACAGAACUGACAGAGUUUGUUCUCACAGGACUUAAGUAUCAGUCAGAGUGGCAAAUCCCCCUGUUCCUGCUCUUCUUGAUUAUAUACCUCAUCACUCUCAUUGGAAACCUUGGUCUGAUUGCUCUCAUCUGCAAUGACCCUCACCUUCACAGCCCCAUGUACUUAUUCCUUGGAAACUUGGCCUUUGUGGAUACUUGGUUAUCAUCCACAGUGACCCCCAACAUGCUGGUCAAUUUCUUUUCCAAGAGUAAAAUGAUCUCCCUUUCUGAAUGUAAGAUACAAUUUUUUUCCUUUGCAAUCUGUGCAACCACGGAAUGUUUUCUGUUGGCAACUAUGGCAUAUGAUCGCUAUGUGGCCAUAUGCAAACCAUUACUAUAUCCAGUGAUUAUGACCAAUAGACUAUGUAUCCGGCUGUUAAUUUUAUCAUUUUUAGGUGGCCUGUCUCAUGCUAUAAUUCAUAAUGUUUUUUUACUAAGAUUAACUUUCUGUAAUUCCAUCAUCAUACAUCACUUUUACUGUGACAUUAUACCACUGUUUAAGAUAUCCUGUACUGACCCUUCCAUUAACUAUAUGAUGGUAUUAAUCUUUGCUGGGAUAAUACAGAUAUUCACCAUUUCUGUUGUUCUUGCCUCUUAUACACUUGUUCUCUUUACAAUAUUAAAAAAGAAGUCCAUGCAAGGCAUAAGGAAGACCUUCUCCACCUGUGGAGCCCACCUCCUAUCUGUCUCUUUAUACUAUGGGCCUCUUCUCUUCAUGUAUGUGCUGCCUGGAUCUGCAGAAGAAAAUGAUCAAGAUAUGAUGGACUCUUUAUUUUACGCUGUCAUAAUUCCUUUCUUAAAUCCAAUUAUCUACAGCCUGAGAAACAAGAAAGUCAUAGAUUCCGUAACAAAAAUGUUAAAGAGAAAUGUUUAGAUUUCAUACUGACAUAUGUUCUCCUUUCAUUAAAACAAUGCAACAUUGUGCAGAUUAGAUGUUGCUAUGUGUUGAUUAUUGCCCAAAGUGUUUGAAUUUAUAGUCGUCUUAUUCUUUUAUUGACUUAAAAUGUCAGUACCUAAUAAAUUCCUUAAAACAACUACAUCUUAAGUGUUUGUAUCAUACUAAAAUAAUUAGAACAUAACACAAUAAUGAAAGUAUUUUACAGACCUGUGUGCCAUUCAAUUUGGAUUUAUAAAUACAUUAAGUACUGAAAUAGUGCUGUUCCUCUGAACAAUACUUGCUUAUGAUAUCUUUGAUAUUUCUACAGCCAAACAGCCAAGAGACAGAUAUAACAUUUAACUCCACAUGGAGGCAGUUUGUAUUUAAAUGGAUAGAGGCAAUUCCCUGGAAUUCUGCUACCCAUCAAAUGGUCUUAUAGUCCAUGUUAUUUGGGGAAUGAUAAAUUUCACUUCUUGUGGGGAUUACACCAUACCACAUAGAGAAAUAAAUACAAACAGGAAAUCAAUGAGGGCAAAAUGACAUGCAAGUUAAGGCAAUGAAAAUAGCUACACUGUAAGAAAUGCUCUUAAUUUAGUGUGUUUCUUAGAGAAAAGCAAGAGGAGAGUUGCCUCUCACUAUGUGAUUUCUGUAAUGUCCUUUCUAGCUAUGUUUGUAUAUUGUAGGUCAAUGUGACAAAUUUCACUAAUCCAGAAAGCCAACAGAUUAGACUGAAGAUGUAAACUGGAUAGGUAUCAAAAAGAAAAAGGAAAUGGCAGAAGGGGAGAAAAAUGGUCAAUCUUCCUAGAAUUAACAAAAUGAAGCUCAUAAGAUAAAGAAAUUAGUGAUCAGUAAUAGUUAUUGGAAUGUGUUGUUGACAACAAGGUGCUUUAAAUACACAUUACAAAAGUUCAAAUUAUGUUAAGAUGAUAUAUCAUAGUGCUCAGCUGCGAAAUACACGACAAUGAAGAAGAGUUUGAAGGUUUCUUCCCUAAAGUCCUUAAAUGUUAAUUUUCAUCACACUCUUUAAGAAUAAUGAGUAGUGCAUCUUCAGGUCUACCCUUUCUAUUGUCUCACAACUUAUUCUAGGUACAUUCUUACUGUUACCACUGUGACCCUCACUUUCAUACCUACCUACCUCUGUGAUUUGCAGAAUUAUAGUUACACAUCCCCUUCAUUUGGUUGAUUCUUACUUCCCAACACAGCUGCCAGAAUACUCCUUGUAAAUAAAUUCAGAUUACAUCAAAUCACUCUUAAAUAACUUUAAGUGGAUUGUCAUCAUUUUCAUUGCUACUGUGUCAUGUAGACACACAGUAUACACACAAACAUAUGUUCAUUUGUCCAUCUGCAUAUUCAUAUUAUAUAUAUAUAUAUAUAUUCACUAAGUCUAUCUCAAUCUUCCUCACCCAGCAUUUGUUCACUCUUGCAUAAUUUGAGGUCCUUUCAAACAAACAUUAUCUUAACUCUGAAGUCUCUUCCCUCCUAUUUCUCCUAAUGAAUUCUGCCCUAUAUUCAAAAUGAUCUACUGAAAGACACUGAUCAUGUCUCACUCCUCAGCUUCAUCCUUUUCCUCAUAUGGGUCUCUCCACAGAGAAUCUAUCCACCAUCCCCUUACCCCCUUCAAAUAUCCCAUAUCUGUUUACAAUUCAAAUGAUGUCCUUUCA